AUGCUAUGUGCCUUCAGUUUUCUAAUGGCACGGGUGGAAACCCACUCAAUUAGGUAAUACUAUAUGUUACUGAAAUGGGACAGCUUCUAUACCACUAUGUAGUUCAUGAGUUUCCAAAAAAGGAUUUACCUCACCAUCUACACUUUUUUCCGCCACAAGCCGUUGAUGUUAGAAAUGAAACACUCAAAACUGGAGUAAAUCUAGUCACUCUUUGUCUUUGUUUUAUCGGACCGUAGUGGUCUUCAGCUGGCUUCUGAAUCAUUCUCUCGAAUGUUCACUUGCUGUUGCCCUUUCCCCCCAACCAUACGAUAUUAGAGAUUCUAACUGAAGAAUGAAAUGCUUCUUUUGUAAGUGAGAAUGUAUUAUUGGGCAUUGGGCUUAUAUUCAUCUUGCAAAUAGUUAUGCUUAUGUGCAGUUAAUUUGGGCCUGUACCAACGAAUUCCUGUGUACCAAGAAUGCUGCGAUUCCUGAUUAAAAGAUGUUCGGAGUUCUCAAAGGAGUAAGAAAAAAAAUAAGGCUGGUGAAAAAGAACAAAUGAAAACACUACAUGCAAAUAUGCUAUGUCAAAUUAUUAUACUCGGGUAAUUUUUUGAUUGCAUGUUUCUAAUUUACGUAGUUAUGCUAAGUGGCAAACAAUUGUGAAAGAAAAUGUUUAACGUGCGAAGCACAUGCUACUUGCUAGUACAAUUAAGGGGGGCACCAGUUGCUUAGUCUCUCACCGUCUCAUAUGUGGAAGUUAAAUUAUUGCGCAUGAUCUGCAUGAAUGAGAGGAUAAAUGUGAGCGUUAGCUCCUAAACUAAUGAAUAUGGACUGCUUUUUGGCUACGUGUGACCUUAUUCUGUACUUUAUAUUUGUAUUGGUUCUGACAUAUCUUAAAAUUUCUCUUGUACAGUGGUGAAAAGCCAUCUGGGAAAGAAUGGAGUAGCUUAAUUGAAAUCAAGGGGAGAGUUAAACUUAGUGCUUUUCAAGAUUUUCUCGAACAACUUCCCAAAUCUAGGAGCCGCGCUAUAAUGGUAACUGAGCUGUGCUGGAAGGAGUGUUCGUCGGAGAGUGGCCGCCAACAACUCUCGCAGACAAUUGAUUCAUAUAUUGCAGAUGAGAGAGUGGGACUAGCUGAGCCUGCAGAUGGACUGGAGCUGUACCUGUGUCCCCCUCAAGGGAAAACUGUGGAGAUUCUCUCCCAGCACCUGCCAAAGGAGCACUUGGGUGGUCUCGCUGUGGCAGAAACAUCGAUAAUUGGAAUCGUCGUCUGGCGGAGACCCAGCGUUCCUAGGGUGUCCUCCCAUCAGAGGCAUGAUGGUUCCAAGAGGCAGUCAGCCCCAAGGAAACCCCAGGUUACCGGUUCUACUUCGGCCCAUAGGCCCUCCGCGCCCCAGAACUCUCACGGCGUGCCACCAGGUUUUCCCAACCAGCAGCAUCACCAGCACCAAGAGGAGGAUGUAACUGAUGACGAUGUGCCCCCGGGCUUUGGGCCUGGCGUUGUUGCGCGCAGGGACGAAGACGAUCUUCCUGAAUUUAAUUUUGUUAACCCUGCUGCUAAUGUAACGACGCAUGCCUUCAAGGGCCAACGGCAUGUAGCACCGACCUCUGCUCGCCCAGUCGAGCAAAUGAGGGAAUUGGUUCAGAAGUAUGGUAAAAGAUCAUCUGUUGAAUCGCGUCCUUGGGCUGACGACGACGACGAUGAUAUACCAGAGUGGAACCCCAUCCAGCAAAGUAGGCAGCCGCUGUCAUUUACACCCACCCCGCAGCAACCACUCCCACCACCACCACCACUACCGCCCAUGCAGCAGAUCCACCAUGCGUACCAGCAGUACAACCCAAAUGCAAUGCAGCCUCUCCUUCCCCAGGUUGCAAUGCAGUACAGCCUUAGUAGCCAGCAGCAGCUCCCUUUGGUCCAGCAGCAGCUUCAGCCUUCGCAACCAUGGCAGCAGCAGCAGCCUAGUGCCUGGUGGCCGGCGACGGCGCAGCAGGGUGGGUCGGCCGCCGCCGGCUCUGCUGUUCCAGCGCCCCAGUAUGGUGGUGUGAUAAUGCCUAAUGGUAGCAGCGCCCAAGCUGGGAACCUAGGUGGCGCCCCCUGGGGACCGAGAUAGAAAGGAACUUGUAAAAUUUAGCUCUCUUGUUUUCUUUGUAGCUGCCAGCGUCAGUUUUAGUGUUGGUUUCUUUUCCUUCUUCUAGCUUACAGAUUCGUGUAAGUAUGUGUACACCCCUCUUGUACCCGAGCAUGUAACUCUAGAUGCCUGUGUGGGUUGUAUUCGUAAUAAACAUCAUAGGAUCCGUCGUUCUGAA
Messenger RNA from Triticum urartu, 2286 nucleotides. The record is from RefSeq and is a predicted model, not a curated record. Lineage: Eukaryota; Viridiplantae; Streptophyta; Magnoliopsida; Poales; Poaceae.